AUGUCUGACCUGAAGAUGACAGUCCGAAAGCUUGACCAGCAGACAAAGGGCGAUCUGAAAGACCUGAAGCUGUCAGUCAGCAAACUCGACCAGAAGACAACUGAUGAUCUGUCGGGCCUGAAGCUGGCAUUCAACAAGUCCGACCAGAAGACAACUGAUGAUCUGUCGGAUCUGAAGCUGUCAGUCAUCAAGCUGGACACGAAGACAGCCGACAUCCAGGCAAACGUCUCUGGGUGGAUUCAUCGCCAGCAGAAAAUGAAAGAGGACGUGUCGGCAAAGCUCGUGGAAAAUGAGGAAGCUGUGAACAACGUUGCAGCCAGCGUGACACAGUUGACCAAGUCAGGGCUUGAGAGGGAGAAGAUACUGCACCGUCUGGAGAAGCUGGAGGACAACAUGAAGAACAAACAAGACAAACCGGAGAAGAAGCGCACUCCGAUACGCCUACCAGCGACCUGUCCAGACGGUUACAAGAAGCAUCUUGAAGUCUGCUACAAAGCCUUUGAAGCCUUGAAGACCUUCUCCAAAUCGACCGAGACCUGUCGGGCUGACGGAGGCACCCUCGCCAUGCCCCGUGACGCCGGCAUCGACGCCUUCGUCGUCUCCCUGAUGAAACAGAAAUUCGACUUUUGGAUCGGCUUACACGAUAAGCGACAGGAAGGCAAGUGGGAGUGGAUAGACGGCACCGCUCUGGGGACCGGCUACAACCGGCAAGUAACCGGACGCCCAUGUAUGGAAAGCGGCCCAGGCUACAGUCGUGAAACGUGGGUCUCGACAUCCGGGUGUGGAGACGACUUAGAAGUGACCUAG
Messenger RNA from Branchiostoma belcheri (Belcher's lancelet), 807 nucleotides. RefSeq names its product C-type lectin domain family 4 member M-like. NCBI's taxonomy places the organism in Eukaryota, Metazoa, Chordata, Leptocardii, Amphioxiformes, Branchiostomatidae. The coding region runs from base 1 to 807 and encodes 268 amino acids. The transcript is spliced from 4 exons. The record is from RefSeq and is a predicted model, not a curated record.